GCUCCCGAGCCCAGGGCAAGGACGGCGGGCGCCGCGGGGUCCCGCUUCUGGGAUUGGGACACCUGACUGCCGUCCAGGCCUCCAGGCUCGCGAUGAAGCUGCCUCGGUUUCCCCUUCGGGAGUCUUGGGGUCUGGAAGGAAAGCGGCCGUCUGGAGGUUGGGGAGCCUCCUGGCGGACUGUGACUACAAACGUGAGGAGGCUAGAGGGGGAGCGGCGUGAGCAGAACUUCCUGCCCGGAGCCCCUGAGUUCUAUAGAGAGGAGUGAUUUGGGGGUCGAAGUUGUGUGUAGGGAGAACGUCCACGUCCACGAUGAAGUUGUGAGGCGUCGGCCGGCCAGGCUUCAGGUUUCUGAGCGGGAGCUACUUUCUGUCCAGCUUCCUCCUCUCUCCCUCAGUUUCCCCAAUUUCACCUUGCUUGUGAGUGGAUGGGUAUAAAUGAGCGUGCCCGGAUGCUCUCUAAUCCUGCCUGUGGCCUGGUAACUGUCGUGGGAGUCUUCUAGCUCCACCUCCCCACUGGUGGGUGUAGAGACCCCUGCCCAUCCCCAGUCCUAUCUCUGCCCAGACCCACCCACACCAGGGCCUGCCAGCGCCACAUCUUUUGUGCUGUUCAUCCUCUUGCUUUCUCCCGUUGAGGAACAGCCAUCUGGUCCUCCUUGCUUUGCAACAAACUCAAACGCCUCUUCCAUCUCCUCCAGGAGUUCUCCUCCAGCUGAACCCUUGGCUCCCAAUCUGUUCUUGCUUCUCUCCCUCUUUUUUGAGCUCUUGGGCUUCUCCCAGUGGUGGGCUUCAUCUACCCACAGGCUGUUCUCUGGGCACAGGGUCCUUGUUCCAUAGAGGGGAGAAGACCCCAUUGAUGAAGACCAGAGUGACAUUCCUGUUGCUUCACUCUCCUAAUCACUCUGAUCCUAAGUUGACUGGUUACUCAGAUUCCCUUCACCAGUCAGCAUUCUGAGAUCUGAGGCUGGAAGGGACCCCAUCUAGCCUGCUAACCUCCCACCCAGUGCACGAUCCCUCCACUACAUGUGUUCAGUGUUGAGGAGCUCAUUACUUAUGAAACGCUGUUCAGCGUCCUGCAGUUCUGGCUUCAUUUAGUCAAAAAUCUGUGGCUUGCAGAUUCCACCCCUUGGCUCUACUUCUGCCUCCUAGAACCAUGCAGAGGAAAUCCAUUUUUUUUAUUCUUUCACACAGUCUUGAUCAGUUCACUGGAUGAGACACUGGGGGUACAGCAAAGAAAACAUCAGAUAAAAUUCCCUGCCCUCAUGGGGUUCAUUUUCUGGAAAGGAGUUGGACAGCAGUCAAUACAUGACAUGUACAUGACAUGGAAGUACAUGACAUGUCAGGUAGUAAGAAGUGCCAUAGAGAGAAAGAAAGCAGGCAAGAGGAAUGAGGUAUGGGGCCAGUGGUAAAGAACUUACCUGCCAAUGCAGGAGACAUGGGUCUCCAGGAAGAUCCCCUGGAGGAGGGCACGGCAACCCACUCCAGUAUUCUUGUCUGGAGAAUCCCAUGGACAGAGGAGCUGGCAGGCGACAGCCCAUAGUAUUGCAAAGAGUCGGACUCGACUUAGCACACAUGCAUUGUGGUUUUAUACAGCUUAGUCAGGGAGGGCCUCUCUGAGAGAGUGACAACUGAGCAAAGCCUUACAGGAGGUGAGGGGGAAGCUAUGUGAAUAACUGGGGGAAAGGACAUGUGCCCACAGAAGGAAGAGCAUAUGCAAAGGCUCUGGGGCAGAGGUAUGACAGGUGGAAGCAGGUCUGGCUUGUUCUAGGAACAAGGUCAGUGUGGCUGGAGCAGGGUAGGUGAGGAGCCAGUGAAGUGAGUAGGAAAUGAAUGCAGAGAGGUAAAGGGUGGGGAGGUGGGGAUCCCUACGUAGGGUGGGGUCUUGAAGGCCGCCUUGAGGGUUUUGGUUUUCACUCUGAGUACACUGGGGACCACUGGAGGUCUUUGUGCAGAGCAUCACUUGCUCUGACUUAGGGAUUAGCAGGUUCAUCUGGCUGUGGGCAGGAGAGAGGCUGUAGAGAGGUGAAGGCAGAAAGGUAGGGAGACCACUGAGGGGACCACUGUUCUCAUUCUGGGGAGAGACCAUGGGGGGCUUGUACCCAUGGCAGAAAAGUUUUGAAAAAUAUCAGAUUUUCAGAUUUGGGAUAUAUUUGAAGGUAGGGGACAAUAGAAUUUGGAAUUUGAGAGAAAGGAGGAGUCUAAGGUGGCUGGAAGAUUUGGGGGCUGAGCAUAGACUGAAAUAGGGUUUCCCUGGAAACACAAUACUGGAGACCCAGGUUAAAUCCCUGGGUCAGGAAGAUCCCCUGGAGAAGGGAAUGGCUACCCACUCCAGUAUCCUUGCCUGGAGAAUUCCAUGGACAGAGGAGCCUGGCAGGCUAUAGUUCAUGGGGUCGCAAAGAGUCAGUCAGACACGACUGAGUGACUAACACUUUCUUUUCUUUUUCAUAGACUGAAAUGGGACCUGUUUAGGGGGAAGAUCUGGAGUUUGGUUCUGUGCUUGUGAAGUUUGAGAUGCCCAUUGGACAUACCAUUAGGCAGCUGGAAAAACUUAGUGGGGAGCUGGAAAUGAAAUUUAGAGCAUCAUCACCAGAUACCUGGUAUUUAAAGCCACAAGCUCACUUAGGGAGAGAGUCAUUCAGAGAAAAAAGGUCCCACCAGGGAGUUCUUUGGCUCACAGCUUCAGGAAUUAGCCAAGGAGAAAAAAGAACAGGCAAUGAGAUGGGAGGAGAAAUCAGAGACUGGGGGUUUUCUGGAGGGAACACAGAAGAUGCUUGAGGGAGAAGAGAGGGAGUGAUGAUGAUGAAUGCCUUUGGCAGAGCCAGCAUGUGACCGUUGAGAAUCCAGCAACCUGGAGGUCACCGGUGACCAUGGCAAAAGCAGCUGGAGGCCAAAGGGGACAGGAGGGGAGAACUUGAGGAGAGCGGUACAGACAGCAGCUCAGGAGUCCUGCUGUGAAGGGGGGUGCAGAGAAACGGGGUUAUGUGGAGAAAUUACACUACGUGAAUGUGCUGCUGAGAACAGCUCUCCUGGUGAGAAGCUCGGUGAAGGGGACAAGAAUGGGGCAUGCUGCAAUAAGUGAGGGGGCCAUAGGUCCAGUGUCCCAGGGGAGGCGUGGCCCCUGAUGAGAGCUGGAUAGCUCAGAAGUUGAACUGCUGGGGCCUCCCUCUCUUUCCUAUCUGCAGCUGUCCAGCAGGCUGAGAUUUCAGCACUUAGUCAAAUCAAAUGGCUCAGGGCUCCAGAGAAACCAGACUGGCUGUGUCUCAGGAAGGAAGGAGGGGUCAGGGCUUGCCCUCGGCUUGAGGAUAAGAGGAGGCCCCAUGUGGGUUGCCCCUUCCAUUUGACCCUCUGUUUCAGCAAGGAAGGGCCCCUUUCUUUGCAGAGAUCGUACCUUCCUCGAGAAAAGACUAUAAUGACCUCAAAGUUGCAGUAAUUGAAGUGGAGAAGAAGAGGUAAUGGAGAGAGGCUGAUUGAUUUAGUCUGAAGAAGGGAAGUCUGGGCAGGGAAUAAAGGGGCAAGAGGUAGGAUUUUAGGGACAGUUUUUAUGAAAUAGGUGUUGAGAGGACAUCUGUUUUCUAUUGUUCACAGCUUAAACUGAAGCAGGAAAAACUGUGGUUAGACAUGAUGAGGAACUUCCUGUACUGGUUAGUGAAGACAGCAAUGGGCCAGGUCUUUUGCCCUGGAUGUUUAGGAUGAGAAAGGACAAUGCCUUCUUAGACACAGAGUGCUGGCAAGAUUGAUUCUUGGAGAUUCUCCCAGCUCUGAGGUUUCUGGAAGAAGGCUAGGACAGAGAUGGGACUUUCCAGCUCUUGGUGGGAGGAUAGACUGCCAAACCUUCUGGCUAUGGCCUGCCUCCUUCUCCGGGUACCCUGACCUCACAAGUCUGAUAUGCGUGCCUCAAGCAUCUGUCGGCUGACCCAGACUUGGAGUGCUUGCAGAGGGCCCCGGCUUAGCUGUAGCUCGUUCCCUUGUGGGUGAGCAUAUUUGUGGGUGUGUCGAAGAUCAUUAGGCUUGGUGGAGUCUCUCUGUGCAGGGCAUGGCGGAGGCCGAAGGCCUUGUGCCGGAACUGCUGAGAAUUACGUAAUUCUUCACAUCUGCUUAGCCAACUCUGGCCUCUGCCCAUCUUGUAGGGGGUUUCCCCAGGAAAGACAUGGAGUCUAUGGACAAAUCAAGACCUGCUAGUCCUGUGCCACUUAAGGCCCACCUGCAGAGGACUUGGCCAUGCCUACUCUAAGCCAUGGACUGAGGAGCCUGGAGGGCUACAAUCUAUAGGGUCACAAAGAGUGGGACAUGACUGAAGUGACUGAGCAUGCACUCUAAGCCUAAUGAUCUUUGGGGGUUGGGGGUUGAGUGAUCCAGAUUCUCCCGAUGCAGAGGAGAGAGCUGCUAUUCGUCCUUAGGCCUCCUCUGGUUGAGAGGGGCAGGCAAUGUCCUAUCUCAUCUGAACUCUUCAGCUUCUUUAAUUCCGGCCUGCACAUCUGUCUUUUAGGCACUGGGUCCGAGGUGAAGUGCUGACCCCAUUUCUGGGCUGUUUCCGGAGGACCUGGGCAGGCGUGGUGAUGGAGCUGGUGUUUUCACAGCCGAGAACCACUCCAGCGUCAAGCCCAGAGCUUGUCCUACCUAAACCCCAUCUUGUUCUCUCCUCUUCCCGCUCCCCACUUUUGCCCUCUGGAUGCCUCUGCUUGGCACUGGGUGCUGGGAGGAGGCCUGCUUGGCCGGAGAGAACUGUGUUCAUUUCUGGUUUAGAGUGGCCUCCGCACUGGGGAGUCACAGCUCCUGAGGCUGCCAGACACGUGGGCCACCUGGCUGCCUCAGUUUCCUCGUCUGGCCAGCACAGGAAUUCCAGCCUACAUGUUGGCAGGAUUCUGAGCCGAGAUCUCUCCUUUCCCUUCCUUUGGCUGGCAUAUGAGGACGGGUACAGAAUGUUCCAGCUCCACCCCUUCCCUCAGUGGGUUUUUGAUUCAUGAACAUUCCCACUGUACUUCCCCGUGGCCCAGCUCCAUGCCAGGCUUAGAGAUGCCAGGAUGAGUAAAACCCAGGCUUCCGCUUGGGCCAAGAAGGGAGUUGGGCACAUAAAGAACCAAUAGGGAAAAGGCAGACUUUCCAAGCCCCUUGGCGUCUGCUCCUUUGAGUCUCCUGGAAGGUCCCUGUUUUGUAGACAGACGCUGGAGUUCCUCUUCGGUUCCUAUGCCUACGUCCUUUCACUUUCACUUUCUGUGGGCACUGCACCAGCCCACAUCCCUGGGCUCCGUGACCAUCACAGAAGGGAACUUGCUGAGAGAUUUUCUCUGCCGCAUGGGGACCCUGCCAGAGCUUGGAACUCUGUGAGAUCGCUUCCCGCAGAUUCCCAGGACCCAGAGUCUGAAGGCUGAGCCCAGAGGAAGCCGUUGACAGAGAUUGUGAAAUGUGCGCACAGGAUGCUUUUCAGACACAGAGAAGCCAACUGGUGGAGUCGCUGGUCUCGGGGUCCCUGGAGGGCUUUGAGAGCAUUCUGGACCAGCUGCUUUCCCGGGAAGUCCUCUCCUGGGAGGACUACGAGGGGCUCAGCCUCGUGGGCCAGCCCAUCUCCCACUUGGCCAGGCGCCUCCUCGACACCGUCUGGAAUAAGGGUGCUUGGGGCUGUGAGCAACUGACUGCAGCUGUGCGGGAGGCCCAGGCUGACAGCCAGCCCCCCGAGCUUCCCAGCUCCUGGGACCCCCGCUCACCCCACCCAGCCCGUGACCUGCAGAGUCACCGACCGGCCAUCGUCAGGAGACUCUACGGCCACGUGGAGGGUGUGCUGGGCCUGGCACAGCAGCGGGGUUUCAUCAACCAGUACGAAACUGAUGAAAUCAGGCGGCCCAUCUUCACGUCAACCCAGCGGGCAAGAAGGCUCCUUGAUCUCGCCACAGUGAAGGCGAAUGGGUUGGCUGCCUUUCUUCUCCAGUGUAUUCAGGAAUUACCGGCCCCAUUGGCCCUGCCUUUUGAAGAUGCCGCCUGUAAGAAGUACAUGUCCAAGCUGAGGACCGUUAUAUCAGCUCAGUCUCGCUUCCUGAGCACCUAUGAUGGAGCCGAGACUCUUUGCUUGGAAGAAGUGUAUACAGAGAAUGUUCUGGAAAUCCAGACGGAGGUGGGCGUGGCUGGACCUUCGCAGCAGAGCCCUACCACCCUAGGCCUGGAGGAGCUCUUCAGCACGCGUGACCAUUUCAACAAAGAGGCGGACACUGUGCUGGUGGUGGGCGAGGCGGGCAGCGGCAAGAGCACGCUCUUGCAACAGCUGCACCUGCUCUGGGCUUUGGGGCGGGCCUUCCAGGAAUUUCUCUUUGUCUUCCCGUUCAGCUGCCGGCAGCUGCAGUGCCUGGAGAAACCGCUGUGCGUGCGGACGCUGCUUUUCGAACACUGCUGUUGGCCCGACCUUGGCCCCCAGGACGUCUUCCAGGUGCUCCUUGACCACCCUGAACGCAUCCUCUUAACCUUCGACGGCUUUGAUGAGUUCAGGUUCAGGUUCACGGAUCGGGAGCGUCACUGCUGUCCGACCGCCCCCACGUCAGUCCAAAGUCUGCUCUUCAACCUUCUGCAGGGCAACCUGCUAAAGAACGCCCGCAAGGUGUUGACCAGCCGUCCAGGCGCGGUAUCCGCGAGCCUCCGAAAGCACGUGCGCAUCGAACUCAGCCUCAAGGGCUUCUCGGAAGAGGGCAUCGAACUGUACCUGAGGAAGCGGCAUCGCGAGCCUGGGGUGGCCGACCGCCUCCUCUGCCUGCUCAGAGCCACCUCGGCCCUGCACGGUCUGUGCCACCUGCCCGUCUUCUCCUGGAUGGUGUCCAAAUGCCAUGAGGAACUGUUGCUGCAGGGCCAGGGGUCCCCAAAGACCACCACGGAUAUGUACCUGCUGAUCCUGGGGCACUUUCUGCUGCACGCCUCCCCACAACCCUUAGCCACCCAUGGUCUGGGAUCCAGCCUGAUUCAGGGCAGGCUCCCCACGCUCCUGCACCUCGGCCGCCUGGCUCUCUGGGGCCUGGGCACGUGCUGCUAUGUGUUCUCAGCCAAACAACUGCAGGCGGCACACGUCGACAGUGAGGACCUUUCUCUUGGCUUCCUGGUGCGCGCCAAGGGGGUUGUAGCCGGGAGUACGGCCCCCCUGGAAUUCCUGCAUAUCACCUUCCAGUGCUUUUUUGCUGCAUUCUACCUCGCCCUCAGUGCAGACACCCCGCCAUCCUCGCUCAGACAUCUCUUCCAAGGUCACAGGCCUGGAAGUUCGCCGCUGGCCAGGGUGCUGCCCAAAUUAUUCCUGCGGGGCUCGCGAUGCAAAGAGGGCAGUGUGGCCGCUUUGCUGCAGGGGGCCGAGUCACACAACCUCCAGAUCACAGGGGCCUUCCUGGUGGGGCUGUUGUCCCAGGAGCACCGGAGCUUGCUGGCCGAGUGCCAGGCCUCUGAGACGGCCCUGCUCCGGUGCCGGGACUGUGUCCAGAGGUGUCUGACCCGCAGCCUCCGCGAGCACUUCCGCUCCAUCCCACCCUCUGUGCCUGGUGAGGCCAAGAGCAUGCACGCCCUGCCCAGCUUCCUCUGGCUCAUCCGGAGCCUGUACGAGAUGCAGGAGGAGCGGCUGGCACGGGAGGCUGCGCGCAGGUUGAACGUUGGGCACCUCAAGCUGACCUUCUGCAGUGUGGGCCCGGCCGAGUGUGCCGCCCUGGCCUUCGUGCUGCGCCACCUCCGGCGGCCUGUGGCCCUGCAGCUGGACCACAACUCUGUGGGCGACAUCGGCGUGGAGCAGCUGCUGCCUUGCCUGGGCGUCUGCAAAGCUCUUUACUUGCGAGAUAACAACAUCUCAGACCGAGGCAUCUGCAAGCUGGUUGAACAUGCUCUUCACUGUGAGCAGCUGCAGAAGUUAGCUCUGUUCAACAACAAAUUGACCGACGGCUGUGCACACUCCAUGGCCAGGCUCCUUGCGUGCAAGCAGAACUUCUUGGCUUUGAGGCUGGGGAACAACCACAUCACAGCCGCGGGAGCCGAGGUGCUCGCCCAGGGGCUCAGAACUAACAACUCCUUGCAGUUUUUGGGGUUCUGGGGCAACCAGGUGGGUGACGAGGGGGCCCAGGCCUUGGCUGCAGCCUUGGGUGAUCACCAGAGCUUGAGGUGGCUCAGCCUGGUGGGGAACAACAUUGGCAGCGUGGGUGCGCAAGCCUUAGCAUUGAUGUUGGAAAAGAAUGUGGCCCUGGAAGAACUCUGCCUGGAGGAGAACCACGUCCAGGAUGAAGGUGUGUGUUUCCUCGCCAAAGGACUUGCAAGAAAUUCAAGUUUGAAAGUCCUGAAGCUGUCUAACAACCACAUCACCUCCCUUGGGGCAGAGGCCCUCGUGCAGGCCCUUGAAAAGAAUGACAGCAUUCGGGAAGUCUGGCUCCGAGGAAACACUUUCUCUCCGGAGGAAAUUGAGAAACUCAGCCACCGGGAUACCAGACUCUUGCUCUGAUGUCUCCGGGCCAGCGUUCAGCUCAGUGUGUUUGGGAGGAGGCCAUGGGUUUGGACCCCAGGAUGGGAUGACAUCUGAGAACAGCCCACUCAGAUGGAACCUGGACCUGCCCAGGGCCAACCCAAUAGGUCACCUUUGUUCUCGCAGAGGAAAGCGCAUCCGUGCCCUGUGGAGUAGAUUUCACUGAACCCCACCUUUGCCAUCAACUUCUUGCCAAGAUUCAAUCCUGGGAUGUUGAAGAGGGGCAGCCUGCCUGUACAGGAUGGGGCUGGUUUGAAGUCAAGCUGACAUGGGUCAGUGAGGCCCACGGAUGCCACCGAGUAUUUAUGGGUGUGGAGAGCUCCCCGUGAGGAGGGAUGUUCAGCAAGCAACUGUUCGCUUUGUCUCAGCUCAUGGUCAUGCAUCAGGUUGUUCUCUGCGUCUGGUCCGUAGUGGACCCUGCAUAUGGCACUUCCUCUGUGGUUGAGAUUCAGAAUGUAGGCAUUCUCACCUUUGAUCUUAACUUAGUACCCUGGCCCUGCCCCCACCCUGCCAUCCCCCUCAACCCUCCCCCCAUCUGCGGUGGGAGGGGCUACAGCUUACCCUGCUCUCCUUCUAGAACUUAAGGCACUAUCGAAAGGGGACAGGUGACAUAUAUGUGUUCCUUAAGACAUUCUAGAGUUUCGAGAAAAAUAUGACGGGCCCAACAACUGGACUUUUAUUUCCAGUAGAAAUCAAUUACUCUUCAGUUAAACCUUUGGGAACAACUCCUUAUCCAAAUGCCACUUUUAAAAUUAACCUAGGCCAGAAUUUUGAACAGCCCCACUAGGUCUCCGAGGCCUGUGAACUGAACUCUGGCGGCAGACUUCCAAAAUAUAUUCAUAAGAGAUGGUUUGGUUUUGUUUGUGCCAGGCCGCCCUAGGAUAUAAAGUUAUAGAUCAAAAGUUUACAGGGCAAAAUCAAAGGCCUUUCCUUAUAACGCAAAUGUUUUUCUCUGAAUUUUUCAGAAGCUUCUGUAAACUGUCAGGUGCUGUGCAAGUGUUAUUAUUUUCAACACUGUUAUUUCUGAAGAACUGGUUAAUAUUUAUAAACCACUUUGUUUUAUUCUCCCUA
Messenger RNA from Cervus elaphus (red deer), 9532 nucleotides. It is a transcript of the gene NOD2, whose product is annotated as nucleotide binding oligomerization domain containing 2. Gene Ontology annotation, biological process: positive regulation of canonical NF-kappaB signal transduction; regulation of apoptotic process; defense response to bacterium. The transcript is spliced from 12 exons. Bases 5399 to 8440 code for a protein of 1013 amino acids. Gene Ontology annotation, molecular function: protein binding. The record is from RefSeq and is a predicted model, not a curated record. Gene Ontology annotation, cellular component: cytosol. NCBI's taxonomy places the organism in Eukaryota, Metazoa, Chordata, Mammalia, Artiodactyla, Cervidae.